ACACGACUGAGUGUGCCUACACUGGUCCCACAGGUUUUCAGCUGUGGAGUUUGGGAUCUGAGCUUGGAGCCCAUUUGUUUCUGGCAGUUCCGCUCAUAUUUUCCACUUGAAGACAUCGCCUCCCUUCCUUCCAAGCUGGGAGACCAGAAGUCAACAACAGGAGGGUGGAGAGGCCGGGUCUCACAAUCCGCUUGGCUGGGGAGUCCACUGAGGUUCUUGCAUCCUGAAGCAAACCAUGGAGAGCUGGUGGGGACUUCCCUGUCUUGCGUUCCUGUGUUUUCUAAUGCACGCCCGAGGUCAAAGAGACUUUGAUUUGGCAGAUGCCCUUGAUGACCCUGAACCCACCAAGAAGCCAAACUCAGAUAUCUACCCAAAGCCAAAACCACCUUACUACCCACAGCCCGAGAAUCCCGACAGCGGUGGAAAUAUCUACCCAAGGCCAAAGCCACGCCCUCAACCCCAGCCUGGCAAUUCCGGCAACAGUGGAGGUAGUUACUUCAAUGAUGUGGACCGUGAUGACGGACGCUACCCGCCCAGGCCCAGGCCACGGCCGCCUGCAGGAGGUGGCGGCGGUGGCUACUCCAGUUAUGGCAACUCCGACAACACGCACGGAAGAGGGGGCUAUAGACUCAACUCUCGUUAUGGAAAUACUUAUGGUGGAGAUCACCAUUCAACGUAUGGCAAUCCAGAAGGCAAUAUGGUAGCAAAAAUCGUGUCUCCCAUCGUAUCCGUGGUGGUGGUGACACUGCUGGGAGCAGCAGCCAGUUAUUUCAAACUAAACAAUAGGAGAAAUUGUUUCAGGACCCAUGAACCAGAAAAUGUCUGAAGAUGUUAAGAUCCCCUGAUUACUUUGAGAAAAACAACUAAAACAAGAACCGUGUUUAUCACUGUUGUGGAGAUUUCCUUUUAUUCUUGACACAAUUUGAUGACCUAAAGUGUGUUUUCUUCUGUGUAAAGUACAUGAGCUGCCUCACUAAGCAUUCCCAACUCAUUGAAUGUGAUGUGGUUAUAAAGAUAAGUUAGGCAGCUAGACCCUGCGUUCUAAAAAAGGAUUGCUUGCAAUGUUGGUUUGGCUAUUCAUUUGCACAAAGAGACUGUGGCUCUCUGUUGUGAGAUCUUCAGCUACCUCAUGGUGCAAUAACACACACACGCUUAACCAUGUUGAUGGCACAAAGCGGUGAGCAGUAGGGAGGUAGAAUAUCUUGGUGGGGAGGGGAUGUUAUCAGCUUCUGGGAGAUGAAGAAUAUUGUUGAGGUUCCAAAGAUGCUGGACCUGUGCUAAAUUCUUCAGUGAUAUGAAAAAAUCAUUGAGCAUUCAUUAUUGCGAAUGAAGUGGGGAUGCAUUAUUUCUGACACCCACAAGCAGGGUUUGAUCAUCCUUUCAGCUUUGAGAUAUCUGCACAUAAAAUUAUUAUUACCUGAAGAAAAUAAGGCUGCAUUUUGAAAUGUUAAGUGCAAAAUGACUGAUGUUAAAACCAUCUGGGGGAAAUCUUGGGAUGCUUUUUCCUAGGAAAUCAUAUGGUUGUGAUAUGUUUUGGCGCAUAGGAGACAGAAAUAGUGAUUAUCAGGCGUUGAGCCUUUUUGUAGUAUUUUUAGUCUUUGAUACUCUGUAAGUGCUAGUUCCUAAGGCACCAACAUUGCAUUCCUUGGUUUAUACUUUUUCUAUUCAUCAGGGUAGGAAGUCUUAAAUCCUUAGGCAUCCAAGAAGUAUACUAGCUUUUUGCUUCUCUUUUAGAAAUACUUGUGGGGAGAGAAAAAAGGAUGGUUUGGGCAUAUUGGUAUAGUUUGAGUAAACUAAGGUUAAUGUUCAUAUAACAUUUAGACUUUGCCAUAAAUAUCAGAACCAAAGAUCAAGACAUUCAUGUACAGUCUGGAAUGUAUAUAUGGGGCCCAUAAAAAUUCCCAGUAUGCAUGUUUUAUGCUCACCAUUAUGAAUUGGGGUCUUCAAAGAGAGAAGGUUGAAAGUGGAAAGCACUUGAAAGGGCUCCCCGGUUUGUAAAAUAUCUUUAAUCAUUCACAUUAGGUACCUCGGAGUUGCGGGUCUCAAAUGUGGAUUCAUGCAUCAUUUGUGCAGUUUGAAGAUAGUCCAUAUUUCCUAUUUCAGUAUUAGGUCCUGCAACACUUUUCAAUUCUUGUAGAAGGUUUUUUUCAGGAGUGGUGAUGUCUGAUGCUCAAUUACUAUUUUCCCUAUAAGAGUUUCAGCAUGAGCUUAAUUAAAUUCUUGUGAAAAAACCUGUGUUUUUAGUUACACACACACACACACACACACCUACUUAAAUGGAAUCUAAACAUUUUUAGCCUUUAAUCCAUUCCAUUUUCUAAAACUGUCAUAAACUAUUUUUAAUCAUUUUAAAUAAAUGUAAAAGAAAAAUAACUGGAUUUGAUUAUUGAAUAGUUUUUUUCUAUAUUUCACAAAUAAAUUGUAUGAAAUGACUGUAGAAGUGGCCCCAAAAUUAUGAACCUUCGUAGCUGUGAAUAUGAUGCCAUAAAUCUCUUUUAAAGCUCAAGAUAGACUAUGAACAUAUGAAAUACAUAGUUACCUAAUCAUGAGACUAAAUUCACCUGGGUGACAAGGCUAACGUUCAAGCUACUUAAGAUGAAAAUAUUUGAAUCAUGAUUGCUUGGGGGAACCUCUCUUUGAGGGGUCAUGAGGACCACCUGCUGGGCAUUCUGUUUUCAUGCUGAGAAGGUGAGAAUUGAACAGAUGAGAAAAGCCUUGAUAAAACGUCAUCUCCAUGUAAUUUAGAGAAGGAUAACCUUGACUGUACAGCUGACCCUUGAACAACACAGGGCUGAACUGCACAUGUCCACCUGUAUGUGAGUUUGCUUCUGGCUCUGCCAUUACUGAGACAGCAGGACCAACCCUCCAUCUACUCAAUGGGAAGAUGAUAAGGAUGAAGACCUUUAUGGUGAUCCGCUUCCACUUAAUAAAUAGUAAAUUCAUUAA
Homo sapiens (human) is the source of this 2946-nucleotide messenger RNA. RefSeq names its product Xg glycoprotein (Xg blood group) (gene XG). Gene Ontology annotation, cellular component: plasma membrane. Lineage: Eukaryota; Metazoa; Chordata; Mammalia; Primates; Hominidae. The record is from RefSeq and is a predicted model, not a curated record. The transcript has 11 exons. The coding region runs from base 236 to 826 and encodes 196 amino acids.